AUGACCUUACCGGAUCCGUUGAAUUGUACCGAAGCUUUGGUGGUAUCGACCAGUCGGCCGUUGGUGCUGGUGGUAACCGUUCAUUGGUUGUGCUCCUUCCUUUUCCUGCUCAUUGUUGUUGUUUUUGUUGUGAAAGGGUCCUUUUCCAAGUUUUUUUCGAUCAUUCAUCCUAAUUUUCGAGUAAGUGUUUAUAUAUUUGGUUAAUAUUUCUGUCUUUUAAUUAUUUAUAAUCAGUAUUAUAACAUUUUUUAAGUUGGAGUAAGAUUUUAGGUUUAUCCACUUUUUUUAUACAUUUUUAUGCCUAAAUUUAUAAGUUAUUCACGGAGAUAAGACUAUAUUAUAGUUAAACAAAUUGUAUUAUUAACAAGUAAGUAUAUAUAUUGUAAGUAUAUAUUUUGUUUGCAGAUAUUGUUCAAGUUAGCUACAUUUUUUGGUGUUUUACAUUCGUUGUUUAUUAUUGCUUUACGGACAGAAAACCUGGUAAGUGUGAUAUUGUGAUUAGAACAAGUUAUGUCUUGUUAUAAACACUUUUAUUAAUAUAUAACUUGUCUUUUUGGAAAUAAAAAUGGAAAAAAAGAACAAAAUGAUUUUGGCAAAAAGUGGGGUAUCGGACUUGUAAAUGAGGCCUAUAUCAUCUGAAAGGGCGUAAAAAGUUAUGCCAAAAAUAAAGUUUUUCACGGCUUAAGAUCAUAUUGAUACCAGUUAUGGAGUAGUACAUUUAAUGGUCAUUUAGUUCUAGGUCUAAUACCCCACUUUUGCCGACCUUUUGUUAACGUUAUUUCAGCGACGAGUACUGUUGUACGAAGACAACUGUGACUUUCAAUGGAGUCCCGUGCACUGCUUAUCACUCAAAUUACCUAUUUACUACUGUGUGUUUAGUUUUACCGCGACACACUUUUGUUUAUUUCUGGAGCGAGCUUAUGCCACGUUGUACACACGAACAUACCAUGAUGACAAACGAAGUGUUGGGUUUAUUUUAAUGACUUUGCUUGUAAGUUUGCACUGUCUCUACUGAUUGUUGGUUAUCAUACAUAUAAGGGACGAGCUACAUAUAAGGGACGAGCUAAAUACAUCGGAUGGAAAGUAACAGACAAAAAAUGCAAUUCCUUGUCUGAUAUUUUUUUCAACGAUCUUUUUUUUUUUCUCUAACUGCCGUCGGCAACGAGAGGAAAAAAGAUAGCGGGAAAAUGAGAGACGAAAAUAUCAGACAAGAAAUCGCAUUUUUUGUCUGAUACUUUCCAUCCGAUGUAUUUAGCUCGUCCCUUAUAUAUAAACCAAACGUUUAGAACUAUCUUAUACAGCCUGUGAUUAACAAAGUAUAUAUUUUUACUACAUUUUUAUAUGAUUAUAUUGUCUAAACAUGGUUACUUUAGAUAUGUGCAACGACAAUUACAAUAUACUUUUUGUAUUAUACGGAAGACCUUGUCAGUCUACGUAGUUAUUGUGUAUCAACGACUAAAACCUCAGCUCCUAGACUUCAGUUUACUAUGAUAUGUGCAGCUACUGUAGACUUGAUUGCUACUAUCGGUGAUUCUAUAGUAUUCAGAGUUAAUUUUAAGAGAAGGUAAGUGUUAGUUUUACUAUGUUUGGUUGUAUGUAUAUAGCUUGUAAGAAGAUGAGGACAAUAUCAAAGUAUUAUAGAUGUAUUUCAGCAAUGUUGUCGUAGCUUAUGUGAAUAUUACUUUAGGUUUUUCAGUUCAACUUAUCGCUUCUCCAACUAUUCUCUGAGCAACUCCUUCCAAACCAGAGAGAACAAGAUGACGAUCCUGCUGAUAUUACCAUUGUCUAUCAUUCAUUCCUCUUUCUUCUUGUCGUAUCUGGGUAUUUCGAUUGUUAUGCGGUCAUAUAUAUUGGACAAAGAUCCGCUGGUUCAUGUUACGGUUAUCGAAGUCAUGCAAACGGUAUGUCAUCUUAUCUUAUGUUUGUCCAAAAUAAUGACAUUUUAAAGUGGUGUUUCAUUAUUUAUAUUUUAGUUGCGAAUCGAAAGGCUUUUGUAUCCAAAAGUGUAGCACUUAUACUGGCAAAAAAAUGAGAUUAAUAUUGCAAGAUUGUCAUAAAAACACCGUUUGCAGUAUCGUUUACAUACGACAUGCUCUUUGACAUGGCACGUCACAUGUACUAAAAUUACAUUGUGAUUAAAUAGGUUUAAUUACUUUUCUGACCAAACUGUUCGAAAUGACGGCAAUCGUAAUUGGUAGACCAUAAAAGUAAUAUUGGGUUAGGGAAUAGCUUUAAAUUAGUUUAAUUAAACCUUUUAAAAUGUUGUAAAUGAUAACAGUUGAUUAAGUGUAAGACUAGAACGACUUACUUUUAUCAGUUAUGUAGUUUACUCAACUUACUCUGCUCUUUUUAGGCUGUCUGUACCUACUUGAUUGUAAUCUCGUUGGCGUUGAGUUACUUAUGGAAAAGGACUGAGAGACAGUUUACAAUUGUGCAAGACAAAGGCCCUGGGGGAGAAUUACACUUUGAGCAGCUGAGGCUACAGUUCGAACGAGUUGUACCGUUCAGACGGUGA
This is a messenger RNA of Bursaphelenchus okinawaensis, 2515 nucleotides long. The record is from the annotation of a GenBank genome assembly. Lineage: Eukaryota; Metazoa; Nematoda; Chromadorea; Rhabditida; Aphelenchoididae.